UGACAGUUGAACAGUCGCGCGAGCGAGAGCCUUGGUGGAGGAUGGCGUAGUCGCGAGCCCGCCGCGCUUGGCCGCGUAACGAACUGUUUGUGUCGCUCGCAACAGUUUGCGCUUGUGCAUCCGAUUUGCACCGCGAGUGCGUGUUGUGGUUGUGCGUGUGCCAGCGCAGCGCCGUGCCCGUGGAUGUGCCGGCCGCACCAUGGCGUUGCUGUGGACUGUUUUGAGCGUGUCUACAUCACUGUUGUUGACACCAUGCCUCAUGUUUCUGCUAGCCAUCAUGUUCUUGGCCUCCAUGGGCAAGUCCCUGGGCGUCCGCAGGCUCUACGUCAAGACGCUGCUCAAGAUAUUUGAGUACGGGCGAGAGAGCAUCGAAAUCGCCAAGAGGCAGAGCCAGACGAACGAGGAGCGGAAGGCUGCCGAGGCUGCCGAGGGGCGCAAGGCGCUUCUCAACGGCAACGCCACGCCGGUCUCGGAUUCGCCUUCGCCCCAAGACCCCUCACCGCAUGGCGACAACGGCCACAAGCAGGACGGGGUCCUUGUCAACAGCUCGCACGUCAUCAGUCACGAUCUCAUACUGCAGCCUGACCCAGAGCUCAACUACAAUGGAGUUCAGAGUGACUCAGACAAGGAUAAGGAUGAGGUGGAGUUGCCAAGAAGAAGCUCCGAGGACAAAUUGAAGCGAGACUUUGAAUUAUCAGAUUGUUUUGAGUUUGUCAAGGCAGGCGUGGAGGCUAUUAUUGAAGAUCAAGUUACAUCAAGAUUUGAGGCAGAAGAACUGAGGUCCUGGAACUUGUUAACUCGUACUAACAGAAGAUAUGAAUUUAUUAGUUGGAGAUUGACCGUUAUUUGGAUGUCUGGAUUUGUGAUGAGAUACUUUUUCCUCUUCCCAUUGCGAGUUUUAAUUUGCUUCUUUGGGUUAUUGUGGACUUUGAUUGGUACUGGUUUGGUGGGUUUAAUACCUGACUGUGCAUUAAAACGAAUAUUGAAUAAUUGGGUGAUGCUAACAUGUUUCCGGAUUUUGGCACGAUCACUAUCUUCGAGUCUAACAUACCACAACCUUGAGUUAAUGCCCAAAUCGGGCGGAGUGUGUGUUGCUAAUCACACCAGUCCCAUUGAUGUAGUUAUUUUGGGCACCAUGACCACAUUUGCGUUGGUCAUGUGGCUCACCAUAUGUACAAGUAUUGUUGGGUAUGUCCCUGAAGGGAAGUUCAAGAGGUGGUUGAACAGGCGUGUGUCUAUUAUGUGCUUUGGUGUCUUGUCAAAUGCAUUGUCGGCUGUCAUUACGUAUCACAAUGUAGAUAACCGCCCCCAGUAUGGCAUUUGUGUUGCAAACCAUACCUCUCCCAUUGAUGUCCUUGUUCUUGCCUGUGACAACUGCUACUCCUUGAUUGGUCAACGACAUGGAGGGUUUUUGGGCAUUUUGCAAAGAGCUCUUGCCAGAGCUUCCCCACACAUAUGGUUUGAGAGAGGUGAAGUGAAAGAUCGCACAGCUGUAACCCAGAGAUUGAAGAAACAUGUUUCGGAUCCCAACAAUCCUCCAAUUCUUAUUUUCCCCGAAGGUACUUGCAUCAACAAUACUUCUGUAAUGCAAUUUAAGAAAGGCAGCUUUGAAGUAAAAGGAGCCAUCUACCCAGUUGCUAUUAAGUAUGAUCCUAGAUUUGGUGAUGCUUUUUGGAACAGUAGCCGAUAUUCAAUGAUGCAAUAUCUUUACAUGAUGAUGACUAGUUGGGCAAUAGUUUGCGACGUCUGGUAUUUACCUCCUGUAAUUAGGGAAGAAGGAGAGUCUGCGGUUUCCUUUGCUAGCAGAGUGAAAAGAGAAAUCGCAAAGCAAGGUGGUCUUGUUGACCUGAUGUGGGAUGGUCAACUGAAGAGAUCAAAACCCAAACCAGAGUGGAAAGAAAGGCAGCAGGAAGAGUUCAGCAAACGACUGAAGGUUGAGUAAAUUUGUUAAUUUUGGACUGUAACAUCAUACCUCCAACCUGAAAAUGUGACCUUUUGGCCUUUUCAAUUUGUGAUAAUUUUGAUAUGUGUGUGAAUGUGUGUGUCUGUGAGUAAUUGUGUGUGCGUAUGACUGUGUGUGUGGGGGGAGGGGGGGGGGUGUACAUACGAAAUUGAGUGUGUGGGAGGUAGAGAGACAGAAUGUGUGUGUACAAGGGCAAACUCUUCUUGAGAACUCUUUAGGAUCAUAUCAAAAUUUUGAUUUCUUUUAGAUAUUGUAAGGACAAAAUCUUACAUAAGUCAUGAUCAAAGUUGUUAAGUGUUUGCAAUAGUUGCAUUAUUCCUUACCCCAGAUUGCUUAUCAGUUGUGUACAAAUAUUGUUGAUAUAUUCAUCCUAAGUUAUGACGGGAUAAUUAAAUCAUAUCAUUAAAUUACUGCUUUUAUGGCAUCUGCUUACAAGUUGUAGGCCUUGGUAUCUUGGGUUAUUCACUGCACUUAAGAGGACUGGCGAUUACCACCAGAAGAUUUAAAUUAAAUGCAUAAUUAGCAGGCUAUUAAGACUGAGGUCCUUCUUCUUUUUCAUUGUUAAAUUGUAACUUAGAAUGUGUGUUUGUGAAUGAAUGUAAUUUAUUUUUUAAUUGAUGAAGUGGUGCGUAACUGAAACACUUGUCACACAUGAAUUUUGCUGUCAUAGUAUUGUUAGCAUUAAUUCUCUGUAUUAGCUAUAGGUGUGAGAUACCCAUAUAUCAAUGUCUUCUGCAGGGAUCUUGCUCAAAGUGUCACAUCAUCUUUGCGUUGAGGAAGCAUCUUUUGUAGUUUUACCAUUGAAACCCCUUCAUGUUGCCCUGAAACGAAGUAGUCAUUGUGUGCUUCUAUAUGGAGGAUUGCUUGUAACGAACACUCACAAUACUCCACAUAUUGUAUACUUGUGAAGCAUUUGGUUGCAAAUGCUAUUUUUCUUUCGGCAGUUUUCUCUCUGCCAAUGACUGAAUUGAUUAUUUCUUUAUGGCCAACCUAUUAUUAUGGAUUUCUGCGUUAUAUACCAAAUUGCCAUGCAUGAGGUAUGUAUCUUGUUAACUUUGCCAAUCAAUUCUUUUAGAAAAAAACAAAAACAAAACAACAAACUAAUAAUAAGAACUCAAGAUUUGUAAUUUUAUUUGCACAAUAUGUACCAAGAGUAAAAAAGAGUAAGGGUAGCAACAUCACAUUAGAUCAAUUAACUUUAGAUGGGACACUUUGAUUUGUUAUUAUUUAAGUCUUGAAUGUGCAGGUGACUUGUAGCACCCUGCAUUGAGAAAAGGGUGCAUGUUAUGAAUGUUCCUUGCCCACAGAAUGGUUGCAGCAGUCAUUGACAUUUUUAACUUACAGUAGUAUCAGCUUUAAGUUGUUACCCUUUUCUUCAUAAAUUGUUAGUAAGUGUCUUUUACAGUCAUUUUAUGUCUUCACUUCUUUUGUCAUACCUACUGUGGAUGUUUUUAUUGACCUGAGUCUGUGUUCAGGAAGCUAAAGCAACAUUUUCUGUACUGCUUUCUUUUUCCUUUCAAUGAAGUAUUUGUUAAUUUUAUAUACGAAACCAGUCUUUUGAAACUAAGUGGUUUGGUCCAUUUUGAACCCAGCCUUGAAUUCUUCUGGGUUAUAACGCAUGUACGUUACAUGAAGUUACAUCCAUGAAAAUGGUCUUCCAAGUUCGGAGAAUUUCCUUAAUUUCCUACACUUAAAGUAUCCAUAGUUUUCUUCCUCUAUCGUCUGUUUUGCAUUCAUGAUGGUGUAACUACUGUACUCUGAAGAUUAAGGAAUUCUUUUCUUCCUAUUUUCCAGUUUCAAGCUUUCAUGCCAGAGACUGUAUUACAAGUGUUCUGAUCUUGCUUUCUUUGUAACAAUCUGAAAGCAUUUAAAUAAUGCCUUUAAGGGAGUGCAUAACCUACCAGGGAUCGAAAUGUGAUUUUAGUCCAAGCGUAUUGAUAACAAGAGUGGUUAGUGAUCAUGAGUCGUGCAGUUAUUGGUUUCAUGUUUCUCUAAUGAAUUAUUUUUUUACUUUCACAGAGGCAUGUAUUAUAUUUAUGUCCAGGAACUGUGUUCUUUGACUUAAAGCUUUCAUUAUUAUCAUGACCCUUGAGUUAGUCAUAUUAAGAGGUUGUGCAUUUAGCAUCAGUUAUGUUAGAGCUUUGACCACCUCCUUGUGAAGUGUAUCAGAUUUUAAGUAGAACAUCCAUGUUCGUUUUUGAGUUAGUGUGUAGUCGCUUUUGCCUUUGAGGCAGUUAUCCUGUGAUAAAACUUGUGUGUAACAUAGCAAUGAAUCGUUACUUUACCGAUGACUAAUUACUGUGUAAUUCUAGCAAACGAAUUUGCACCUUUUGAGACAUAUGGAGACAAUAAUAGUCUAGUCCCUCCUCGUAUGGAAAUGUAUGAUAUUCUGCUGCUAAGUCUUUCCAUGAUGUACUUUGUCUCAUGAAGUAAACAUUUAAAAGAA
This is a messenger RNA of Thrips palmi, 4409 nucleotides long. RefSeq names its product glycerol-3-phosphate acyltransferase 3-like (gene Gpat4). The record is from RefSeq and is a predicted model, not a curated record. Gene Ontology annotation, biological process: triglyceride biosynthetic process. Gene Ontology annotation, molecular function: glycerol-3-phosphate O-acyltransferase activity. The coding region runs from base 200 to 1942 and encodes 580 amino acids. The transcript is spliced from 10 exons. NCBI's taxonomy places the organism in Eukaryota, Metazoa, Arthropoda, Insecta, Thysanoptera, Thripidae. Gene Ontology annotation, cellular component: endoplasmic reticulum.